This is a messenger RNA of Paramecium pentaurelia, 941 nucleotides long. Lineage: Eukaryota; Ciliophora; Oligohymenophorea; Peniculida; Parameciidae. The record is from the annotation of a GenBank genome assembly.
AUGUCACAGAAUUAUGCAAAUUUCUAAAUCAAAGAUGCUUAGAUUGAAAAAUUCUUUGACACUCUUAAAAAGGAGCCUUUAGGUUCUGGAAGAAAUUCCAUAGUUUACCUGACGCAGCAUAGGCAUUCAAGUGUUUAUUUUGCAUUAAAAGAACCAAGGAAGGAUUAAUUGUCUUAAUAAUCGAUUAUCGUACAAUAAUUAUGAUAUGUAGUCUUGAUAAUCAGAAUGAAAUUAAUAUUUUCAUCAAGUUAUGGCAAAAUAAUAACUAGGAAUUUCCACGGUGUGUACCUUACAUGGAAAAAUUUUCAGAAACUCAUCAAAUUUUAAUGGAAUAUAUGAAAAAUGGUUCAUUAUUAGACAUUUUAUUGACAAGUGGAAAAUUUGCAGAAAAGUUUGCACGCACAAUUGCAAUUAAUUUAUACAAUCAAAUAGGACUUUUGCAUAGAAACGGAGUAGUACAUUUUGAUUUAAAACCUGAUAAUAUUAUGUUUAAUGAAAAUAUGAUGCUAAAGAUAUGUGAUUUAGGAUAUGCAAAUUAACCUUUAGGCUUUACACAAGGAUAUGCUUCACCCGAAUAAAUUCAAAAUAAAAUUAUUGAUGCUGGAAAAUGUGAUGUUUUUGCUUAUGGAGUUAUACUAUUUAUAAUUGUAAUGGGAUUUCCUCCAUUUUAACAUUAUCAAGAUAAUUGGUACAAAAUGAUUUCAAACUAAUAAUGGGAUUAAUUUUGGAGUAAAAUUAAAGAAAAUGGAAAACCAGAUCCAUCUGGUGAGUUUAAGGAUUUAAUUACAAAGCUUAUUGCAGUUGAUGUGAAUAAAAGAUAUAGUAUGUAAAAUAUUUCCACUGCAGCGUGGUUUUGUUUAGAAAAAGUUUCAGAUUAAGAAUGUACAUUGGAAUUACUUAAAAGAAUUAACCUGAGGAAUGUCGGGUAUUAUAAAUAUUGA